Molecule: messenger RNA, 496 nt
Organism: Drosophila suzukii
Lineage: Eukaryota; Metazoa; Arthropoda; Insecta; Diptera; Drosophilidae
Product: barrier-to-autointegration factor-like
Molecular function (GO): DNA binding
Source: RefSeq, a predicted model, not a curated record
ACAUCACUUGGUAAUAAAACUGCAAGGAAUAUAUUUUCUAAAAAAUAACAUGCCACGUUUUUACGAAAAACACAUGAAACAUAAGAUCUUUAUCCGCGAGCCGAUUCGCGAUAAGCCUGCGACCGAGCUGCCAGGAAUCGGAGAAACAGUGGGCUACAAACUGGCCAAGGCGGGAUUUGAAAAGGCUAGCACCGUUCUGGGUCAGUUCCUCCUCUUAAAGAUGGACAAGGAUUUGUUCUGCGAAUGGAUGUUUAUAACCUGUGAGGCGAAUCGCAAACAAUGCGAAGACUGCUGGGAGUGUCUGCGUAAAUGGUGUAACACCUUUCUCUGGUUGUGGGCGAAGUUAUUUGGUCAGUACCGGGCGGACACGCCCUCGCCUCUGGGGGAGGGAGAUUUCUGCGGCAGUCAGGGCCUGCCAUGUGUGAGGGAUUACGGAUUAGAUGUGGCCCGGAAUGGAUCCGGAGCCGGGUGCAGUCGCAGCACGAGCUGGCGCUAG